GCUCCUGCGGCCGAAUAAUUUCUUCUUGCCACGUCAACCAAACCCGUUCCAUGUGCGUGUGCACUUGACCGAAAAUAUGGCACCUUCUGCUUGGCUCUCUCUUCUUGCCUUCGCGGCUGCUGCGCAAGCCCAGAGCGGCGGUAGCGCUAUGCUUCGGUUUGGAUGCUCCAACAUUGUCAUCGACCGCAUCGAUCCUCUGGUCGAUCCUGGAAAGAUUCCCUCACCUCAUGUUCACCAGAUCAUUGGAGGAGACGCCUUCAAUGCAUCCAUGCCUGUGGGCGAUAUCUCCCAGGUCGCCACGUGCACUAGCUGUACCUAUGAGGAAGAUUUCUCCAACUAUUGGACCGCCAACGUGUACUUCAAGGCGCGCAACGGCACCUUCAAGCGCGUGCCAAUCAUGGUCAACGACGCCAUUGGCGCCGCAAACGGCGGGAUGACUGUUUACUACAGCUCUCCAGGCAAGGGCGCAGUGACUGCCUUUAAACCGGGGUUCCGGAUGUUCUCUGGCGAUGCCAAACGCCGCACCCCGACAAACCUGGGCAAGAGUACACAGAGCUGUUUCCGCUGCUACGACGGACCCAACUUCAAAGGCAACGUUAUGUCGCCUUGCUUCGAUCCUCAACGAGAUACCGAGGGGUUUCCGACCAAGCCGUGCCUUGGAGGGUGGCGAUCGAGCGUCAUUUUUCCCAUUUGCUGGGAUGGGAAGAACCUCGAUAGCCCAAACCAUGCGGACCAUAUUUCUCAUCCAGUGGGUGGGCCUGCAUCUUUCACCGUUAUGAGCGCAAAGUGUCCGUCAACGCACCCCGUCAAGAUCCCGCAAGUCCACCUCGAGAUUGUCUGGGACACGACCAAAUUCAACAACAAGAAUGACUGGCCCGCGGAUGGGUCCCAGCCAUUUGUGCUGAGCCAUGGUGAUACCACUGGAUUCGGGCAACAUGGAGAUUAUGUCUUUGGAUGGAAGGGCGACAGUCUCCAGAAAGCAAUGGACAACGCCUGCUUCGCCGCGAGCUGCAAGCAGCUGAAGUCCCAAUCCUUUUCCAAAGCCAAUCAGUGCGUUGUGAAGAACGCCGUCAAGGAAAACAACGAUGGAUGGCUGGAGAGGCUUCCGGGAAUGGAAUAGAUGGCUUGGAUUCGCCGAUUUUACUUCUUUAUGGGCAAGUUCAAGAAGUACGGAGGCCAAGGAAAUUACAGACCAGGCAGUCCUGGACAAGAGCAAACCUCGGCACCUUCCUUUACCCAGGUAGAAUUUUUCAGAAAGGAACUGUAGCGAAAAUACCAAUGACUUUUCCUGCAUUCUUUUGAUGUCCAUUUUUUGGGGUGCGCACAGCCAAAGGCACCUUCGGCACCUAUCCAAACGUUUGCAUAGAUGCAACGCAAAGACGGGAUUUGAUCUGUGCGGUACUUCGUAGAGUGUAGAUGCUCGGGAAUUUUGAACCCGAAGACCGUGUUGGAGACGCCACAUUGCGACACGAUGCCUACAUUUCGAACGUUAGCCAAGUUAUUCGUCAAUUUUUUGGACAUCGAACCUUACUCGCAAGCUUGAAAGCUACCGUAAUAAUGUGUAUUGGAGAAUUUUGCCGCGUGAUGUGUGACGAUGCUUGUGCAGAAGGC
This is a messenger RNA of Lasiosphaeria miniovina, 1611 nucleotides long. RefSeq lists its product as uncharacterized. The transcript is spliced from 8 exons. The record is from RefSeq and is a predicted model, not a curated record. The coding region runs from base 77 to 1120 and encodes 347 amino acids. Lineage: Eukaryota; Fungi; Ascomycota; Sordariomycetes; Sordariales; Lasiosphaeriaceae.